AUGGGGGUUGUUUUUUUCCAGGCCAAGUUGCGAGAUGUUCGCAAUGUCAUGAUUUCCGUGGAGCAAAUGUGCAAUGACUUCAUGAAGGAGCAGAAUGAUAAAAUGGCACGAACUGAGGAGAUGUUGGUUCUCAGAUUGCAAAGGGAAAAGGAUGCUGAAAUUGCGCGCAAAUUUGCCACCCUGACGAAAGAAAACGACGCCAUAUUGGAAGAGCACAAGGCAGUUGUGGAAGCGCAGUUGCGGCAGGAAUUCGACGCCAAAUUCCGCCGGGAAAGGAGCAAAAUCCUGACGGAGUAUGCUCAACAUUGGGAGGACGCCUUGGCUCGGGCGGACGAGCGUCAAGUGAUGCUGGAGAACCAAUUCAGGGAUCAUGUGAAUGAAAAGCGACGGGCCUGGAAAGAGAAGCUGGAACGGAUGCAGAGAAUGGAGCGGGAUCUUUGCGAGGCCAAAAUUGAAGCCCUGAGGAUCAGCAAUCCCAAAAGAAGCCUGGAAGUUUUAGAUCCUGCUCUUGCUGAUAAAUAUGUGGAUACAAUGGAAGAUUUCGAUGACACCCUCAAAGAUGGAAGCAUUGAAUUCCAUGAGAAGAACAACGUUGGGAACCAGACAUCAUUGGAUCUGUUGAUCAUUCAUCCUCAAGAAGAGGCCAAUGCAAAAAUGCGGAACAUCCUCAACGGCGAACAAGUGAAGCUUGCGGAAGCUUUGAAUCAUCAAGCGCAACUCGCUGAUUUGCUGCAGCAUGAACAUGAAAUGGCGAUGAAGAAAUUGCGAUCCGAUUUGGCACAAGACUUUGAAGCUCGACUUAAGGCGACUCUGGAAACGGAGCGACUCAAUAGUAAAACCACUCUGGUUGCGAGACUGCGAGAAGCUGCGAAAAAC
Notodromas monacha is the source of this 876-nucleotide messenger RNA. The record is from the annotation of a GenBank genome assembly. Lineage: Eukaryota; Metazoa; Arthropoda; Ostracoda; Podocopida; Cyprididae.